GGGAUUUGGUGUGUGAGCGUCGCUUCCUGUACGCCACAACACAGGCAGUCAACCAGCUUGGCUUCCUUUUCGCUUACCUCAUUGGCCCAAUCUUCAUGGAUGCGUUUGGCCGCCGCCCCGUGUCUCUGGCCAUGAUUGUCCUGUCACUGCUAUUAGGAUUGGGGAGCUGCGCCUCGUCCUCCGCCGAAGUUUUCAUCGCCCUCAGGUGUUGCCUCUCAGCAACCGGCAGUGCCCUCUACCUCUCCUCCUUCCUCAUUGUGAUGGAGCUGUCUUCCCCGUCUACCCGUUCGGCCUUCGGCAGCAUGUUCGUGUCGUUUUGGGCGCUGGGUAUCAUACUCCUGUCUGGAAUCGCAUAUCUGGUGAGAUCAUGGCGCCACCUGCAGGCCGCUCUCGUGCUGCCCUAUAGUGUCCUGCUUGUGUCCUACUGGGUACUACCGGAAUCCCCGCGGUGGCUGCUGCUAAAGGGUCGCCACGAUGACGCUGAGGCCAUCCUGACAAAGAUCGCAGCCGUCAAUCGUCGUCAACUGCCGCCGAGACAUGUCUUCCGGGCCGCCCUCAUGCGCAUCGCCCAACAGAGCACGGCCGAUGGUCGACGUGAGUUGGGCGGCCGGGGCACUAAGAGAGGACUUGAAGCCGGGCAGCAAGUGGCAGCGGGUAUACGCUAUAUACUAUCACCGUACAGCACCACCGCUCUGGCCUGCAGGAUGAUGAUACUGUUUGUGCUGUGGUUCUCGGUGUCUUUUAUCUACUAUGGAGUCUCUCUCAACGCUACCAACAUCAGCGCUGACCCCUACCUGUACAUGUUCCUCGGGGGCAUGUGCGAGAUUCCGGCAUACCUGCUGCUGUGGCUACUGGUGGCGCGUGCUGGCCGCCGACCGUCACUCAGCGGGCUUUACUUGUUGUGUGCCAUCUUUAUCUCCGCCAACGCCGCCCUCAUGUUUACUACGCCCGACGUUCCCAUGGCAACCAAGAUCAGCUUGUCGCUGGUGGCCAAGAUGGGGAUCGCCGCGGCCUUCAACCUUAUCUACUUGUACACGGCAGAACUGUUCACGACCAAGCAACGCUCUCUUGCCGUGGGACACAAUUCCAUCUGCAGUAGGAUCGGCAGCAGCAUCUCGCCCUACGUCAACGACUUGUUGGUUGUUCAAGAGUGUGUCCUCCACGUCAAAGUUGAUGAAGGAAGCGAGAAUGGAGGAUGAAGAAGGCUGAGGUACUUCUGGGCAGCCUGCUCUCCAUUCUAGGCGACGCUCAGUACCCGAAGGAAAGGUUUGAUCCAGGCCACAGAACUCAUAUCUGUGGCGGUGGUGGUGCUGGUGGUCAUGGUGUAGUAUAUGGUAUGGUGUUGGUGAUUGUAAGUAAGUAAGUAAGUAAGUAAAUAUUUAUUGCCUUUAAAAUAUAAGAAUAUUGUUAUAUAUAAACAUAACAUAAAACAUGGCAAUGGCACAGCCUGUCAAGCCGAAGCUUCCCGACAGACAUGGAAUUAUAUUAUUUUAUUUAAUGUUUACAUUGGCACAAAAUUGGUACCUAAUAUAUUAUUAACUAACGUAUAGAACAAUAAGAAUAAUUAUAAUAAUAUGUUGCUGAGAAUAACAAUAACGAUAUCAAUUAUAAUAAUAAUAAUAAUAAUAAUAAUAAUAAUAAUAAUAAUAAUAAUAAUAAUAAUAAUAAUAAUGAACAUUACACUUGUGAAACUAAGUUCAAACCACACACUACAUUUGAUUACUACUUUGACAAUUAUAUAAAUAAGUUUUCACAGAUUUUUUUUAAAUGGAUAAAUUUAUAUGAUUGAGAAGAGUCUUAAUAUGUAGAGGCAAUGAAUUCCACAUUUGGGGACCUGAGUAUAAUAUACUGUGCUUAAAGAGAGAAGUUCUGAACUGUGGACAUAUGAGAUUGAUAUCAUUACCUCGAAUGUUGUAUGAUGUGUGUACCAGUCUGAAAGGCUGACCUCCACAAUAUUGUGUAAGGCACUUGUAAAUGCUUAACAAUAAAAAAUAUUUAUGAAUAUUUGGAAAACUAAGAAAAUUUUGUGUAUUAAUUAUAUUUCGUGUUGACUCAAACCUACUCAUAUAGAAUAUACACCUAAAAUUUUUAUUUUGAGCUACUGAUAUUUUCUUAAUGAAGGACUGCCAAGUACAGGCCCAGACUGAUACACAAUAGGUGAGAUGGGGAUAACAAAGUGUGUAAUAAAUACUAGUGAGGGAUUCAGGUGUGAGAUUAUUGCGGACUCUGUAUAAAAUACCGCACAUCCUUGCUAAUUUAUUUGUGACAAAUGAAAUAUGUUGAUUCCAAUUCAUAUUCUCAUCUAUGUAAACACCCAAAAAUUUUGUGAAAUUUACUCUGUCUAAUGUGUUUCCCUCUAUGGUUAUAGGAGGAAUGUUAUAUUGUAAUGAACGAUUUUGAAAAAAUAUGUAAUUAGUUUUUGCAAAAUUCAGACUCAAUUCAUUAAUUUUAGUCCAAUAAUUAAUUUUUU
Messenger RNA from Eriocheir sinensis (Chinese mitten crab), 2470 nucleotides. RefSeq names its product organic cation transporter protein-like. The transcript has 8 exons. Gene Ontology annotation, molecular function: transmembrane transporter activity. Gene Ontology annotation, biological process: transmembrane transport. The record is from RefSeq and is a predicted model, not a curated record. Gene Ontology annotation, cellular component: membrane. NCBI's taxonomy places the organism in Eukaryota, Metazoa, Arthropoda, Malacostraca, Decapoda, Varunidae. Bases 96 to 1199 code for a protein of 367 amino acids.